Molecule: messenger RNA, 390 nt
Organism: Notodromas monacha
Lineage: Eukaryota; Metazoa; Arthropoda; Ostracoda; Podocopida; Cyprididae
Source: the annotation of a GenBank genome assembly
UGGUAAUGUCGUUGACAGAGUGUGGCGUUGAUGGUUCUACCAUUCCUACCAGCCUCGAAUCUAUUCUUUCCCGUGGGGUUCGUCGUUGCCGAGAGGAUCCUCUACAUGCCAAGCAUGGGCUUCUGCAUGCUGGUCGCCUACGGAUGGACAGAAUUGUGGAAGCAAACGCGAACGAGCAAGAAAAUUGCCUGGCUGGUCCUGGCGUUCCUCCUCCUCGUCCACGGGUCGAAGACGUAUCAGCGGAACUUGGACUGGGAGUCGGAGUACUCGAUAUUCAUGUCGGGACUGAAGGUGAACAAGCGGAAUGCCAAGUUGUACAACAACGUCGGACACGCGUACGAAACACUGGGCGACUACCCCGAAGCGCUCAAGUACUUUCAACAGGCCGUC